CAUUCCCAAGCCGAACGCCAACAACAGCUGCCGUCUCUCCACAGACAGACAGAAAGAAAAAAAAAACACGCUCUACACUCACACACAGUCACGAUCAGCCGCAGCGAUCAACGAUCUACGAUAACGAGCAGCUGUUUUGGGCCCGUUGUUGUCAGCAGUGUCAGUUAUCUGGCCGCAUCUCGCUUCUCGCAAAUUUCCAUCAGUCGCCGACGUCGACGCAGCAGCCGCAGCAGCAACUUCUCCCAGCUUCGGCGCGCCCGCAAAGGCAACAAGUGCAAAAGUGAAGUGAACUCCAAAGACACGAGUGCGCGAAAAAAAAUACGAAUACGAACACGAAUCGAAUUCGCUCGUUCGUUCGUAACUCUCUCUCACUCUCUCAGUCUGGCAAACUCUCUCGGGUCGCAUUCGGCUUUGAGUUCGUGUCGUCGCUCUGCCUUCGUGUUUGGCUCGCGCGCCGCUUCACUCGCAUUGUAAAUUACUUGCAAAGUUAAUUUUAGUCUCGGCUUUUAAUACCGUUUUAGUGCGUUUUCGAGUUGGUCGUGUUUUUUGUUACCAACAAACCAAAAAAAAAAAAUAAAAAAUAACUAAUUGAAAAAUUCCAAAAACACAAAAUAAUAAUCAAAAUAUUACAAAUUUUUGAAUGAAACAAUAAUUUCAACAACAAAACCAACUACACAAAUAUUCUGUGUGCUAAAACUUUAACAUUUUUUCAACGAACAUAUUUUUUUUGCGGUUUUUUUUUUCUUAAAUUUGAUUUGAAUUAAACGCGACAAUAAGACUCUAUUUUUUUUGAUUCCUCAAAUUGGAAAUUAAACGGAAAUGUAAGCUACUCGCCCCCGCCAAACCCGAGCCUCGCUUCCUGUAAAUUAAGAACAGUUUUUUUUUAUCGUCGUUUGAUCGCCGCAAUUACAUAACUUUCAACUGCAAGUACAAAAUACAUAAAAUUCAGCAACAAAAAUAAAAAUAAAGCAAAAACAAUUAAAAUUUAAAUCAAAGAAAUAAAUUAAAUUUCAUUUGAAACGAACAAAAUAAUAUCGUAAACAAUUUAAAACAACAAUCAAAAAGCCAAUCGAGACGGAAGUGUUUUUUUUACAAAGCGGCGCAUCCUGUUUGAGCUUUUCACACACACACACACACAGACAGACAGACAUAAAUACGAACUCUGAUACACACGCACACAGAAGUAACUGGCUGGCUCUCUUUGCGUAUAAGAGUUGUGAUCACGCAAAACAUUUACAUCGUCCAAUUUGAGAUUGACUGAGGGCCCCCGUAAAAUUCUCCCCCAAAAUUCCCCACACAGAGAAACAAGUAACUAGAAAAGACAAAAAGACAGCAGACAGAACGUGUUGAGUGGUACAAAAAACUAACAACAACCAAAAAGCCAGCAAAAUGACUGGUUUUACCAAUGCCGGCUUUGAAAACGAUGAGCCCCACAAGCCAAAAGCUGGUUUCGAGCCCGACACCGCCUCGCUGCGAGAGAAAGUUGUGCUGAAUCCGGGCGAGAAAUGGCGCAUCUUAAAGAAUAUCUCGAUCAUCUCGAUAGCGUUUAUGGUGCAGUUUACCGCGUUUCAGGGCACUGCCAAUCUACAAUCGUCGAUCAAUGCCAAGGAUGGCCUGGGCACCGUGUCGCUGAGUGCCAUCUAUGCGGCGCUGGUUGUCUCUUGCAUCUUCCUGCCCACGCUGAUCAUUCGUAAGCUGACGGUUAAAUGGACGCUCGUUUGCAGCAUGCUCUGCUAUGCGCCGUACAUUGCCUUCCAGCUGUUUCCGCGCUUCUACACUUUGGUGCCCGCGGGCAUCUUGGUGGGUAUGGGUGCGGCGCCCAUGUGGGCAUCGAAGGCCACAUAUCUGACACAGGUGGGGCAGGUGUAUGCUAAGAUAACAGAACAGGCUGUGGAUGCCAUAAUUGUGCGAUUCUUUGGCUUCUUCUUCCUGGCCUGGCAAUCCGCUGAGCUCUGGGGCAAUCUCAUCUCCAGCUUGGUUCUUUCUAGCGGCGCACAUGGUGGCGGCAGCAGUGGUACCAACUCGACCAUCAGCGAGGAUGAUUUGAUGUAUUGCGGUGCCAACUUCUGCACCACCGGCAACGGCGGUCACGGCAAUCUGGAGCGCCCGCCAGAGAACGAGAUCUUUGAAAUCUCGAUGAUCUAUUUGUCCUGCAUUGUGGCAGCCGUCUGCAUCAUUGCCUUCUUCCUCGAUCCCCUGAAACGUUACGGUGAGAACCGCAAGGGUUCCAAUUCCGCUGCCGAAUUGUCCGGCCUCCAGCUGCUCUCGGCCACAUUCCGCCAGAUGAAGAAACCCAAUCUGCAGCUGCUCAUCCCCAUCACCAUAUUCAUUGGCAUGGAACAGGCGUUCAUUGGUGCCGAUUUCACUCAGGCCUAUGUCGCCUGUGCUUUGGGUGUGCAUCAGAUUGGCUUCGUCAUGAUCUGCUUUGGUGUGGUGAAUGCUCUCUGCUCGAUACUCUUUGGCUCUGUGAUGAAGUACAUUGGACGCUUGCCCAUCAUUGUGCUGGGCGCUGUGGUGCACUUUACCCUCAUCUCCGUGGAGCUCUUCUGGCGCCCCAAUCCCGACAAUCCCCUCAUCUUCUACGCCAUGUCCGGUCUGUGGGGUGUCGGUGAUGCCGUAUGGCAGACGCAGAUCAACGGUCUGUACGGUCUGCUCUUCAGGCGCAACAAGGAGGCUGCCUUCUCCAACUAUCGCCUGUGGGAGUCAGCUGGCUUUGUGAUCGCCUAUGCAUAUGCCACAACGCUUUGCACCCGCAUGAAGUUGUACAUUCUGUUGGCUGUGCUGACGUUGGGUUGCAUUGGCUACGUCAUCGUUGAGAUUCUCUACAGAAAGAAGCAACGCAAGAUCAAGAAGCAGGAGCGAUUGGAGGCAGCAGAGAAGGAGAAGGAGGCGGCUGCUGCUGCGGCGGCAGCAGAGGCCAAUGCCGCCUUUAAUGAUGGCGUCGAGGAGACAGACGAUGAGCUCGAUGAUCUCGAAGAAGAUAUUGUAGUCACGCGCCUGUAAUGACUACAACCCGCUCCCCCUUCCCCUCCAACCUAUAUACACACACACACACACAACCCCACUACACUCCGUAUUUUGUUAAUUGUUGUACGUUCUUUUUGUUUAAUUUUUGCCGUCGCCGUCGUUGCGGCUGCGCCAUCGCUGUUAACCGUUAACUGUUAACUGUUGAGCAUGUUAACAGUCGCAACGCUUAACAGUGCAGUGCACAGUUUACAUUACACUGUUAACGCACACACACACAACAACAACAGCGCUUUAACAUACGAAGCCGAAAACUGACGAAAUAGUCCAUAGAGUUGCUGAAGAUGAAGCACAAACAGUUUGCGAGUAAGAAAAGUAACAAAUUAUGAAAAUGAAACACACACACACACACACAACCAUGCAGAAGAAACUGUUGCAUAGCCAUAGGCGCACAUCAAUUUCGAUUUGUCGUCGGCCAAUUUCGACGACGUGUACGAACUUUAUUUUUUCUUGUCGUUUCUAGUUGUCGUAGUACUUAGUACAUUCCCCCCCUCCCCGAAAACACAAAGCAAAACAAAAACAGAAAACCAUUUUCAAACCUAAAAAAAAAAAAGAAGAAAAAAACGAAAUGGCCAAUUAACCAUGCACCAAGCACUUUGUGUGUGCGUGUGUGUGUGUGUAGAUGUGUAUACGUGCGUGUGCGUGUGUGUUGCUAUGUACAGUUUAAGUGUGUGCGUGUGUGUUUUGCAUAACUUUAGUUUGUAUAUAGUUUGCAAGGAGAGAUGAAGUGCGACGACAGAGGGCGCUUUUAAGUUAAUGUAGUGUGAUUUGCAAGCAAUUGUGUGUUAGUCUAGCUCUAAGUACACGCACACACAUACACAGUCUCACUCACACACACUCAUACACGCAUACACUGAGACAGACAGACAGAGAGAGAGAGAGAAAGAUGCACCAACACCAACGCACACAAUGACAACAUGCUGCAGCAGUAUGUGUGUCAAUAUGCCUAAUAAAUUGUUAUUUUAUUUUAAAUAUUAGCAUUAAAUCUAUAUGUAUAACUAUUUUUUUUGAUUUUUUCUCUUGGUUGCUGCUAACAUAAACAACAAAAAACAAAACAACAACAAACGUGAUAAUGAAACACACAAACACACACGCACACAUACAUGCAUAAGUUAAUGCACACACACAACACACACAGAGUCACAAAAUAGUCAAAUUUCUAAACUAAAAAAACAAACUGGCCGCAAAACUUUAAUCUUAAAUACAAACAAAAAAAUUAAAUAAUACAAUUAAUGUUAAGCAGUCGAAAACAAAAAAAAAAACAAACAAACAAAAAAGAUAACAAAAGAA
Molecule: messenger RNA, 4314 nt
Organism: Drosophila nasuta
Lineage: Eukaryota; Metazoa; Arthropoda; Insecta; Diptera; Drosophilidae
Product: UNC93-like protein
Exons: 6
Coding region: 1390-3003 (537 amino acids)
Biological process (GO): regulation of muscle contraction; regulation of potassium ion transport
Cellular component (GO): striated muscle dense body; plasma membrane
Molecular function (GO): potassium channel regulator activity
Source: RefSeq, a predicted model, not a curated record